Messenger RNA from Soboliphyme baturini, 822 nucleotides. The record is from the annotation of a GenBank genome assembly. NCBI's taxonomy places the organism in Eukaryota, Metazoa, Nematoda, Enoplea, Dioctophymatida, Soboliphymatidae.
AUGGGAAUUUCCGCUGACGAAAAUGGAUGGAUUUCGUACCGAUGCCGCAGUGACUGGAAAGAUGUUGCGCCAAUCUACCUUUCUGACGAAGAAAAAGCGUUCGUUAACAUUGCCUGUUCGGAAAAGUUCAGCGAGAUAUUCGCCUAUUUUCGUGCAGUUUUCCAGUCGCAGGAGAAGAGCAAGCGAGUCUUGGAAUUAACCAAGGAUGCUGUUAUGAUGAAUCCAGCAAACUACACCGUUUGGCAUCAUAGACAUCUUCUGGUAGAGUCGUUAAACGACCCUGGUCAGGAAUUGUCGUUCACGGCGCGCAUUCUUCACGAUGACGCCAAGAACUAUCACGCAUGGCAGCACCGGCAGUGGGUGGUGAAGGUUUUCAAACUGUGGAACGACGAACUGGCUUUCUGCAACCACCUGAUUCAAGAGGACAUACGCAACAAUUCUGCGUGGAACUACCGAUAUUUCGUAAUCUCUUCUACUACCGGCUACACGCGCGAAGCGCUGGAGCACGAAAUCAAGUUAACUUUGGAACUGAUCAAGAAAGCACCUCACAACGAGAGCUCGUGGAAUUAUCUAUCCGGUAUCAUGGAACACGCAGAGGGACAAGAUUACGAGUCUAUCAUCACGUCGUGUGAGGAAAUGCGUAAACAGGGUGUUCAGUCAUCUUAUUUGUUGUCGUUCAUUUUUGACUACUGGGUGGACAAGAUGGAGGAAACGAAGGAUAAAUCACAUAUAGAUCAUAUCAAAAAAAUUUACGAAGAACUUGUGAAAAUGGAUCCGAUCAGAAAGGAAUACUGGCAAUACACUUUGACAUCGAUUACAUAA